This is a messenger RNA of Dentiscutata erythropus, 224 nucleotides long. NCBI's taxonomy places the organism in Eukaryota, Fungi, Glomeromycota, Glomeromycetes, Diversisporales, Gigasporaceae. The record is from the annotation of a GenBank genome assembly.
AUUUUUCAGUUGUUGUUGUCAUUACUGGUGUCGUUGCAUCUGUUGAAGCAAUUGUUGGUGUGGUUUUCAUUGCUUUUGGUGUGUGUUAUUUUGGAAUCGCUGAUGUAAUUGGCAUAGUUUUUACGCCUUCUUGUUUCAUCAGUGUUGUUAAUUUUACUGCCGGUGGGAAGUUUUUGGGUGUAAAUGUUCUAGUGACAACACUGGUUAGGGUAAUUGUGUUGUGA